Messenger RNA from Xylaria bambusicola, 3055 nucleotides. RefSeq lists its product as uncharacterized. Gene Ontology annotation, cellular component: Golgi membrane. NCBI's taxonomy places the organism in Eukaryota, Fungi, Ascomycota, Sordariomycetes, Xylariales, Xylariaceae. The record is from RefSeq and is a predicted model, not a curated record. Gene Ontology annotation, molecular function: protein binding; palmitoyltransferase activity. The transcript has 5 exons. Gene Ontology annotation, biological process: protein palmitoylation. Bases 515 to 2686 code for a protein of 723 amino acids.
UAACAACCUAGGUAGGCCCUUGCUGCUAUCUUGAACAGACUACCGUAGGUACUGUAAGAUUUUAUGAUCCUAACUCGCGUUUGAUGUUUCUUUAUUUCUGAUCUUCAUGAGCAGUAAGCGUUCCGAGGGUGUUGUUGUUGACUCUUUCUUCCCAGCCUCUUUCUGCUUACGCCGAGGGCAUUGUAAUCCUCCUAAAGCAUUGUAUUCGUUUGUUCCCACGGCAUCACCAACCUAAUCAUAAGCGUAGCAUUUCGCAUGUCGCAUACCGCUUCCGCAUUGCCGCCUGCUUGUCAUCUUCUCUGUACAUGGCCAAAUACCAAUUGUUAACAUAUCAUAUCUAAUCCUGCCGACCACGCCAAGAACGUUGUGCUAUCAAACCUCGAACCGAUAGCGUCACUGACGACCGCCCGUAGCUCCAACCUCGUGUGAAUCCCAGUCAUUCUAGAAUCCGUGCUUCGACCUGAUCAACUAUCAACACCCUCCAGCACCCUCCGACGAGGCCGCUCAAAAGCUCAUGGCACAAAGUGCGUUGCCGAACGGUGCUUCGGUUGGCGCACCUGCGCAGCCUUCUGCGAAAGGCAGCGCAGUGACCCCGAAGCUGAGUUCGCAAGACAUGGAAAUGGGCAACCUUCCAGGAGGCGAUGCGCCUCCUGCGCAGCCUGAUAUAAUGCACCUCGCCCGCGUUGGGGAUGUAGCAGGCAUGGAGAAACUAUUUGAGUCUUCCGAGUACGAUGCUACCUACACCGACGAAGAAGGCAUAACACCUCUCCACUGGGCUGCCAUCAACAACCAGUAUGCCUUAUGCAAGUUCUUGAUUGAGAAGGGCGCCGAUAUCAACAAGAAAGGAGGCGACUCCAUUGCGACACCGCUCCAAUGGGCUGCACAGCGUUCCAAUUACUACACCGUAGACCUACUACUCCAGCAUGGGGCCGACCCCCUAAUCACAGACGCGCAAGGCUACAAUACCCUACACAUAUCCACGUUUAACGGCAAUGUGUUACUGGUGGUUCUCAUGUUACACCAGGGAAUACCGGUCGACGUGGCCGAUGCAUAUGGACAUACGAGUCUAAUGUGGGCUGCGUAUAAGGGAUUCCCACAAUGCGUCGACCUGUUUUUGCGAUGGGGCGCGAGUGUGCACGCGACCGAUGAGCAGGGAUUCACGGCACUACAUUGGGCACUGGUUAAAGGGUCGCUCCAGUGCAUUCUCAAGCUCGUCGAGUACGGUUCAGAUCGGUUCGCCAAAACGCAGACAGGCAAGACCCCUGCGAUAACAGCAAAGGACUUGAACACUUCUGGUGCUUGGCAUCGUGCGUUGAGAGAGUGUGGCUAUGAUGAAGACGGACAUGCAGCAGUUCCGUGGUGGCCUGGCUCGUCUUUUUUUCUCAAAGACAAGCGAAGUUUCAUGAGCAAAUUCUUGUUUCUCUUGCCAACACUCAUGCUCUGGGUUGAGUUUAUGAUAUUGUCGCGUUUGCCAAUAUUCAUAUCCGUAUUCCUCGCGUUGUUCGUCGUUUUCGGUAUCCAAUGGGCUGUAAAUCAAGUAUUGGCAUAUGCGCCCCCAGAUAUGAGACAGCUUCAUAAAACGCCAUGGCUAGCAGGAAUCUUCGCUGCUUCUCUGUUCUUGCUUGGUGUUCAAUGGCUACUAGUUGUAGUUUCAGCGACGUAUGCCAGCCACCCACUCAUCAACCUAUUAUUCUUGAUAUUUUAUUCACUUACAGCCUAUUUCUAUACCGCUUCCAUGACGUUCGAUCCCGGCUUUGUCCCUAAACUUAAUGGCAUUGCGGAGCAGAAGGCCGUGAUCGAUGAGCUAUUACACUUAUGGAAAUUUGAUGAAUCGAAUUUCUGUGUAACUUGUAUGAUACGCACACCUCUUCGAAGUAAACAUUGCAGGCGGUGUCAGCGGUGUGUUGCAAAGCACGAUCAUCAUUGCCCUUGGGUCAACAAUUGUGUUGGCAUUAAUAAUCACCGCCACUUCUUUAUUUACUUAGUCAGCUUGAUCUUCGGCAUCCUCGCGUUCGAUUGGCUGUUGUACUAUUACUUCGCAGAAGUGUCGAAGUCCGCGUCAUCUGAAUGUCUGGUCCUGGCUGAAUCUCUUUGUAAAGUUGUCAACGCCGAUCCAUACACGGUCUUGAUGGGGUUUUGGGCGACUGCGCAGCUCACAUGGGUCAGCAUGCUCAUAUUCGUACAAUUCAUACAAGUUGCGCGAGCAAUGACAACCUAUGAAAAUAUGUACGGCAUUCAAGACGGAAGUGCCGGGGCACAUGGCUCGGCCUUCACGAGCACAGGUGCACCGUUAGACCCCAGCCAUCCAAACUUUGGGGCUCCCCCAUCAGCGGCAGAUGAUCCACUUGGAGCACGCAAAGGGCACAAACAUCAUCGAGGCUUCCUGCAGCAAUGGAGUCGGAUACUUGGCGUUGAUACUUUCAUUGAAACUGCUACCGGCCGUGGCGCCGCAACAGGAAAUAAAAUGCGCCGAAAGAAGAACCCAUACAGCAAGGGCUACUUGCAAAAUUGUAGCGAUUUCUGGUGCGAUUCCUCACCCAUGUUUGGACGUAGGGAAAACGGCGACGCCAUGUUGGGGGGAGAGCGCAUCAACUACACGGAAGUCUAUGAGAGUCCAUCUGCAAUGGGGCUAGGCACUGCACGAAGGAGAGGUGAAUAUGAGGCAGUCGCCAAUGAGGAGGUGUAAACUAUACGUGCCUGGAAAAUAUACAGGUAUUGUGGUAACAACCCAGCACGUCAUGUUAAUGCAGACACGAAAUGGAUUGUCCCUUGGAGGCUGGCAUGUACCCCUAGCGUAGCGUUGGAUUAUAUACAUUAGAACAUACAGAUCCUCAGUGGCUAUCAUGUGUAGACUAAUAUGAAAAUAUUGCUACCACAUAACCUUUUUCUGAGACCACGGCCUUCGGGGUUUGAGCCGCCUAAGUUACCUGUUGCGCUACAAGUAGGAUGAGGCCCGAGACUAAGAGUCGACUAUUUAUAGCUUCGACCACAUGAGCUAGAACAAUACUCAAUCAGUAAAUUUGCAUAUUCUAGGAGCAGUAAUGGAGUAAAGUGU